Messenger RNA from Tribolium castaneum (red flour beetle), 2017 nucleotides. It is a transcript of the gene Pgm1, whose product is annotated as Phosphoglucose mutase 1. Gene Ontology annotation, molecular function: magnesium ion binding; phosphoglucomutase activity. The transcript is spliced from 7 exons. The coding region runs from base 165 to 1853 and encodes 562 amino acids. NCBI's taxonomy places the organism in Eukaryota, Metazoa, Arthropoda, Insecta, Coleoptera, Tenebrionidae. Gene Ontology annotation, biological process: carbohydrate metabolic process. Gene Ontology annotation, cellular component: cytosol. The record is from RefSeq and is a predicted model, not a curated record.
GGCCACCGUUCAAACCCCGCGCCAUUGCACUGUGGCCGCGCACGCGCAGCUCACUUGACCGCAUUGACAUUGAGCGUUCAAAUUUCAAGAAAACGCAAAGAUUAGAGAGCGAUUAGGACGUUAAAAGCCGAUUACGAGAGUUGUGUUUCAAAAGCCGACCGAAAAUGAGCCUCUCUUCGACCGUGGUGGCCACAGCCCCCUUCGAGGGCCAGAAGCCGGGCACGAGCGGCCUCCGGAAGAAAGUCAAAGUUUUCAUGGAGAAAAACUACACGGAGAAUUUCGUGCAGUGCAUUUUGGACGCUUUGGGGCCCAAGCUCAAGGGGGCGACGUUGGUGGUGGGCGGCGACGGCCGGUAUUUCUCCAAACAGGCGAUCAAUAUUAUCAUUCGGAUUGCGGCAGCUAAUCAGGUGGCUAGACUGAUAAUUGGGGAACGGGGGAUUUUGUCAACCCCGGCGGUUUCGACGCUCAUUCGCACGCAUAAAGUCUUGGGCGGGAUUGUCUUAACUGCCUCACAUAAUCCGGGCGGAAUUAGGCACGAUUUUGGUAUUAAAUUUAAUAUAGAAAAUGGGGGCCCUGCCCCGGAUUCGUUCACGAACGCUGUGUACGAAUUGACGAAGAAAAUCACGGAGUAUAAGUUCACCCCCGACUUGGAUUGCGAAUUUGAUAAAAAGGGGGUGCAGAAGUUUACCGUUGAUGGGAGGGAGUUUGUGGUGGAAGUUGUGGAUUCGUCCGAUGAUUAUGUGGCGUUAAUGAAGGAGAUUUUCGAUUUUGGGAAAUUGAAAGAUUUGAUUCGGGGGAAUGGGAAAAGGCCGCCGUUCCAGGUUUUGAUUGAUUCAAUGAAUGGGGUGACUGGAGUUUACGUCAGCCGGAUUUUCGUCGAAGAACUCGGUGCCAGCCCUGAUAACAACGUCCGUCGAAUCAUCCCACUAGAUAAUUUCGGGGAAAUACAUCCCGACCCUAAUCUCACCUAUGCCAAAGACUUGGUCGACAAGGUCAAAGAGGACACCACGUACGACCUUGGCGCCGCCUUCGAUGGCGAUGGGGACCGUAACAUGAUAAUUGGGAAGAACGCCUUUUUCGUGACGCCUAGCGACAGCUUAGCUGUCAUUGCCAAUAACCUCGAGUGCAUCCCCUAUUUCCAAAAACGAGGCGUGCACGGAUUUGCCCGAUCGAUGCCGACCGCGGCCGCCGUUGACCGAGUGGCUGCGAAAUUGGGGAAGGAAAUGUUCGAGGUUCCCACGGGUUGGAAGUAUUUCGGGAAUUUGAUGGAUGCGGGGCGCCUGUCUCUAUGUGGGGAGGAAAGUUUCGGGACCGGCUCUGACCAUAUAAGGGAGAAAGACGGGAUUUGGGCCGUUCUGGCGUGGUUGUCCAUCAUUGCACAUAAGAAUAUGAGUGUUGAAGAUAUUUUGACCGAACAUUGGAAAAUCUACGGUCGGAAUUAUUUCACGCGUUACGAUUACGAGGAGUGCAAUACUGACGAUGCGAACAAAAUGAUGGAACAUUUGGAAAAAACAAUCGCCGAUUCGGGUUUUGUUGGGAAGGUGUUUACGGCGGGUGGAAAGUCGUAUAAAGUUAAAAUUGCCGAUAAUUUUUCGUAUAUUGAUCCGAUCGAUAAAAGUUGUGCCAAAAAUCAGGGAAUUAGGGUUUUGUUUGAAGACGGUUCCAGGGUGAUUUAUCGGUUGUCGGGGACUGGGAGUACAGGCGCCACGAUUAGACUGUAUAUUGACAGUUAUGAGAAGGAUAACGUCACUUCCGAUGCACAAGUCAUGUUGAAACCUCUAAUCGACGUCGGUUUGGAAAUCUCCCAGUUGAAGAAGUUCACAGGUCGCGACCAACCCACCGUCAUCACAUAAAACCCUAUGUGUGUGUCAAAAUCUAGGAUGUCAUGGAGUAGUAACCGUUGUGGCAUUUAUUGUGAUCAUUCGUUGCGUAACAAUUUUUUUUAAAUGUUUUAUUUGUCUACCUAUAUUUCUAUUUGUACAAAUUCUUAUCGGAAAUAAAUUAAGGUAAAUCAAAA